This is a messenger RNA of Diatraea saccharalis (sugarcane borer), 2856 nucleotides long. Lineage: Eukaryota; Metazoa; Arthropoda; Insecta; Lepidoptera; Crambidae. The record is from the annotation of a GenBank genome assembly.
AUGGGCAAAUAUAUAGCUCGACACAGCGAAAAUACACAAGUGUUAUACAAGAAAUCUAAUAUUACAUGUAACACUUUUUCUAAAACAUGUUCAGAAGGCUCUCAGUUUACUAAAAGCUCUAUAUCUAAAAUCAAGAAGAAUGUCUCUAAAAGUAAUAUUUAUUAUACAGACGGUAAGACAAUUAAAAGAGAUCUCUGCAUCGAAACUGGUAAUUGCAUCCUUAGAAGAUACUUCAAAAGGAAAAGAGCCAAACUUUCUGGGUAUGAUGAAUCAUCUGUUAAAAGUAAACGUACCAUCCAAUUAGAAACAGAUGACUUUAGUGAAGAGUUCAAACCAGAUACUGUAGCCUCUGGAGAUAAUGAACACAGAUGUGAAACUGUGAAACAUAACCAACGAGGUGAUAUUACAUCAUUGAUGUUGGAAAACCUUAAAAGUCUUCUUAACGAUUGGAUUUGUAAGCACGUUUUUGAAUAUGACGAAACGAAACAAAAACUCAUCCAAAUAUUUGAUUCAAUAAUGCAUAGUAUAGAGAAUAAAAUUUCAGAAGCUCCUUCGUCUUGUUCAACAUAUGUUUUAGAAAGGAAUGGAGAAAGAUGCAAGGUGCGAAAUAGAAAAAUAGAAACAAACUCUUUAAUUUGCCAGUAUUGUAAACAGAAGCAAACUUCAUUAAUUGUUGGAAAGAAUAGUAGUAUUUUAUAUAAAAAAUAUUCACAUUUUACAGUACCGGUUCCUUGUAAACGUUUAAGGAUAAUUUCCACACUCAGUAUACCUCGAAAUAUGCAUAAAAAUAAGAAAACAAAAAAACAUGAAAUCAAAUCUAACGAGGUGCGGAAAAGCAAUGGAGACAAUUCAAUUGGUGCAAAUAAUAACUGCAAACCGAACCCUGAUAAAGUACAUAGAAAGAAACAUAAUAAAAUGCGAGGCAUUAUAAUAUUCCCAGACGUGAAUAUCCCGCUCUAUGAAAGUACAACUGAUUGUACAUCCUCAUCAGUAAAUAACAUAGUCGAAAAACUUGUCGAUAUAGAAACAGAUGAUGUUUACGUGGAACCGAAUCAAAGUUUACUAAAAAGUAUUUACGAAAACAAUCCUGCGAAUACUGAAAAAAUAACUGAGUGUGAAAACAAAAACGAUAUUUUUACUAUGAAAAGGAUAAAUUUCACCCAUACAAUGAGUAGCACAUCAAAUAAAAAAAUUCAUGAGUCACAUAAAGAAAUCAAAGACACUGUAUGCGAGUCACGGAAAUUUCAGAAAAGAAAUAAAAUUAGUGCUGAUUCCAAAUUUACCCGUGAUAAUUGUCAUUCAAAACGAAUUAGAAAAUAUGGUACCACUAGAACAAAAACACCAAUAAAAUGCAAGAAACUGUACUAUAAGCCAAGAGAUAAAGGAAAGUGCAAAAAUGAGCAGUUAAAAUUUGACAAUAUUAAAUAUCGAAAAUUUACCUAUCUAUAUAGGAAGACAAAUCGUAAUAUAUAUACUAAAGAUUUUUUCAAUCACAUACGUAAUAUAUUAAGAUAUUUUUCAGCAUACAAAGGAAAAAGAAAUAUCAAACUGGAAGUUCAUGUUGAUGUAUACCCAUCUAUUGAGGUCGAACGACAAAUAUCCAAUAUUAUAAAAAAACCGUCAAAUAAUUUUGAAUUAAACAUUUCCCCAACAAGUAUUUUUAAUACUGAACCAAUAUUGUUAAGUGACUUAUUAGAAUCCGGCUUAAGAACUAAUGUCCCAAGAGCUGAAUCAAUACCAGAAAUAGUACCAUUACUUGAUGGCGCCACAAGCCAAGUUAAGUAUGUAUUUAGAAGUAAUAAUUCCACAUCUAUUUGCAAGUCUGAAGAUGUUAAAAUAAAAUCUGUUAACGAAUGUGGCACUGUAAUGUCAGGCUUAGAAGUAUGUAAAGAACUAAGUGAAUUAAAGGGUAUUUUACGAGACUUGUCGACUACUACUGAGAAAAUUGUUGUUGAACAUUUAAGGAGAAAAAUAACUAAAAAUAAUACAAGACAUACUUCUGUGGCUACGGAGGCCCCUAUAAAUGAAAAGAAAGUGAUUCCAAAACAAAAGUCAGAAUCAAAGGGUAUUCAAUUGUCAAAUAUUCCUCGUUCUAGUCAACUGACAUCAGGAUUGAAAUUAUUUAAAGAACCAAAAAAAAUUGAAGAGACUAGUAACAAAUUAAAGAAACCUAGUUCGUCCUAUCACGUGAUUGAGAGUGAAUCGAUAAUAAGAGUAACAGAUAUGACUUCUGCCCUUGCGAAAUCUAAACUUCAUGUAAAUAAGUCUCGUUCACCGCAUAAAUCAAAUUCUUCAUUAAAUACGACUAAAAGGAUUAAAGAUAAAAAUAGAAGAACUUUAGCAUUUUUUUACAACGAACGCAAGAAAAAUAAAAGAUAUCACGAUCAUACUCAAAGCAGCAAGAAAAUCAUAAAGUGCUCUUCCCCACAAAACCUAUCAUUUAGGGCUAGUCCUAUGUACAAACAAAGGCUCGGUGAAAGUAUCGUAUUACCUGUACAACUUAAGAACUGCAAGACUAAUUCAGAUCAUGACUUCGUACCUGAAAUACCUCCCACCUCAGAUCAUGAUUACAUAUGCGGACUACCAAGUUGUUCAUCAGUUUGCAUAGAAAUUGAUAAUAAACCAACGCUAACUGUAAAAAGUAAAGAUAAUUUAACUUUUUUCGAAGGCUGUAUAUAUUGCGUUCUCCUUUGGAUACCACUUAUCAUUCUGAUUUAUUUCUUUUACGAUUAUGUAUUGAAAGAUCUUUUAAAACCAUCGAAAAAUUCAAAAACUCCAGAAGGCAGUUCAUCAGAAAACGAAAAACCUCCAAAUAUAUCACAGUUUUUACUGAAACUCUCCGAUUUCGGGUUUUGA